Molecule: messenger RNA, 306 nt
Organism: Penicillium soppii
Lineage: Eukaryota; Fungi; Ascomycota; Eurotiomycetes; Eurotiales; Aspergillaceae
Exons: 1
Coding region: 1-306 (101 amino acids)
Source: RefSeq, a predicted model, not a curated record
AUGCUCCGUAUUCGGGCCUUACUCGACGAACUGCUGUCCGGAAUCAGCUAUGCCGACCUGGUCAACAGGUUAGCAUUCGGAGACCUUUUCAAAAAAAAAUUUCAAGGAUCCUCCAUCUCAUUCUGGAUGGACACGCUGUGUAUCCCCGUCGCUCCAGAACACAAAGAGCUCCGCUCAAAGUCAAUCAAGGGAAUGAAAGCCGUGUACGAACGAGCGUUCCGCGUGCUAGUCUUGGAUUCCGAUAUCCAGCAAUGUUCCAUGAAGGACUAUACGCAGUCAUUCAUGCGAAUCCAAGUGUCCGCAUAG